GUUAACGUUGAAUAUACGCGUUGUACAUCUGUUUGUGAUAUGGCGACAGUUCGGAGGAUGGCUAGUGCCCGACGCAAGUGGAAAAGUAGUGACAUUCAUAUUUGAGUUUUAUUGACAUACUUAUUAAAUCAAUACAAAUGCAGUGUAGUGGUUUAGCGUAUCGAAAAGUGUACAGCAUGACGCAGGGAGCUGAUUCCUUUGGUGAGAGGAAGAAGAAGCCCGAGAAAGAGGCAAUACACUCGGGACAUUUUAUGGUAUCAGAUUUUGAGGCUGAAGCACAAGAUGACGAAUUCAAUGUGGCAGUCGCGUUGCCUGAGGAAGAAAACAAAACGGUUGCUGUUGCCAUUAGCAUUUCGAAUACUGAGACAUUCAUCAGUGCAAAUCGCCAAGAAAAAACGCAACAAGUUUCCAUCGAGACAUCGUUAGCAAAGCUGUUUCAAUGCAUGUCCCUAGCGUAUAGGCAGAAGUUGACAUCGCCGAAAUGGAAUCGUUUCAAGGGGAUUCGUCUUCGCUGGAAGGACAAAAUACGGCUGAACAACGUCAUCUGGCGCUGUUGGCAUAUGCAAUUCAUAAGAAAGCAGAACACACUUGUGUGUCAAUUUGCAUCUCCUCUCGAUGUCGAUACUCACAACAAACCUGAGGCAGUGGUUUUGGAGGGGAAAUACUGGAAGCGUAAACUUGCAGCUGUAACAGCAGAGUACAAGAAAUGGAGGAUGUUCUACAGAAACAGGUUGGCUGGCUGGUCAUCGAAAGAUGGAAACAAUGAGGUGUUGUCAGAGGCAGAUAUCUUUGAUUGGCAGCCACACAGCAAUGACAGUAUGCAUUCUGUGGGCUCCAUGAUGGUGGAUGAAGACUAUAUGGAAUUUAUGAGUGAUACAUUGUUCACCACCAUUUCUGCAAAUCAGCCAUAUGCUUUUCCAGACCAACGUGAAAUUGCACGUGGAGCUGGUCUUGCAGACUUCAUUCAGCCGAGCUUGGUGCAGCUUCAGCCAAAUCUGGAUGACUUCAUGGACACAUUUGAGCCUCUUCAAGAGCUGCUGUCUUAUUCUAAACUGCCAGCUGUGCCUGAGGAGAGUACUACAUCCACAGUGUUCGAUUCUGCAAGCAACACAAGUGGAGUGGAUGUUUUGGCAGAUCCUCUUGCUGGUAUUCCCACUGCCACUUACAGCUCUCAGCAGCAGGAUCCAGUGUUCACCCAAGGGCAGCCUGUCUCGCUGACUGAAAAACCUCCAACAACCAUCCAGGCUUUUUGCAAGCAAGAAGCACAACCACCCAUUCAGCGCCAGGUUAUAACACAGUCUCAGUCACAGCAGCUGCUGGACAAGCCAUUGCCAUAUCAACAACAGCAACGCCAACAGCCACAGUUGCCACUGCCACAGCAGUUGCAGAGGCAUCAACAGCAGCAAACUUUAUCUCAGACAACAAGUUAUCAACCUGCUCAUCCUCACCAAGUGACAUCACGCUCCAACAGUGUGACAGAUUGUACUCUCUUUGCUGUUCCAAAGGAGAACCAGAUGAAAGCUGUACGCACACGUUCUCGGAGUGGUCCAAACCUGCUUGCUGGUGUAAACAGGCCCUCGCCAUCUGUAGCAACAGUGGCAAUGCCUCAGACCACAUCCCAAGAGGUUCCAGCAGUUGUUGGUGCCAGUCAGGGAUUGCAGCCAUUGCUGUUAGCACAGUUGUUGUCCAACACUCCUUCUGCAAAUACAGUCUUCAACUUUACGGCAACACCAGAAAGGCCAACGCUAGCGGCCCAGGUGCCAACAAAACAAGCUUCAAGCAUAUUGCCGGCCCUGCCUGUACAGCAGCAGUCAUCUCCGGCAACACUGCUUAUAACUACAGCACCCACUCAGGUUGUUCCAACGAUAAGCAUGGUAAGCCCAUGUAAGAACUCACCAUCAGAUUUGAGUUCACCUCUGGGGACUUCACCGCUUGGGAGUCCACAAUCUCCACCAUACCGUAGUUCAAGAAGGGACUCGGGACCACCCCCAAAGGAACAUCGCCGUAUGUGCCAUAUAAAUGCAGAGCAGAAGCGACGUUGCAACAUUAAGAAUGGAUUUGACAUGUUGCAUUCUCUCAUACCUCAGCUGAAUCAGAACCCAAAUGCAAAGCUUAGUAAGGCAGCAAUGUUGCAGAAAGGUGCAGAAUACAUCCAACAGCUGAGAGCUGAACGGGAUCAGCUGCGAGAGGAGAUGCUGAGUCUCCGCCAGGAAAUAGAGUGCCUCAAUGCAUCAAUUAGCAAUUGUCAGGCGCUGCUUCCAGCUACUGGAGCGCCUGUCUCACGGCAACGAACCAGUAAAAUGAAAGAAAUGUUUGAUGAAUAUGUUCGUAUCAGGACACUAGAGAACUGGAAGUUCUGGAUCUUUAGCAUAUUAUUUGAACCACUUUUGUCAUCAUAUACAGCAGCUGUGAGCACUGCAAGCCUUGAUGACUUAUACCGCUCCACCUUAUUAUGGGUUGAGCAGCAUUGUUCCCUUGUUGAACUCCGACCAGGGGUUCUGAAUUCACUGCGGUACCUGAGUAGAGCAACAGACAUUCUGACAGACCCUGCACGGUUACCAGAGGAGGCUCGGAGAGCUGUUCUGAAGAGAGACAUGCAUCUUUGACAAAAUGCAUAGCAGUGGAGUGCUGUCAAGCUACUGCAUGGAAGAAUGUAUGUGAGAAGAGACAGUACUUACUCAAGAUACCUGAUUAUUUCCAUUAUUUAUUCACCUGCUUGCUACAUAUCGGCAAAAAGUGGGGGAGAAGUAUGAAAGAAUCUAAGCAAAUGUGCUUGGAGUUUGUUAUGUGUAAAGAAUUCUACUAAUUUUUAGCUGCCUCCAGACUGACCCUCAACAGUAAAAUGUCAGCAGUUCGUAAACAGUUUCAUGACUUGUGUUUAUUGGUAACUGUAUUGGCAUUAGUAACUUCUUUGAGGAGUUUGAAGUAGCCAACAACAUAAUGUGGUUAUGAUGUGAUUAUCUGGUCCGUCUUUAAAGAGUCUUUUCGUUGAUCAAGUUUCAUAAGCAAGUAUUUGAUAGGAGUGUUUCUGAUGAUUUAGAACUUUUUUUCUCUUAUGAAGGGAACAGUAACUUUCUUUCACUGUUACUUAUAGACGUUAAAUCAUUAUAUUAUUAGUACUGCAUCACAAUCACAGUAUAAAACUUGUAAGCCAUGGUCAUUAUAUUUUUAUAAUCUUUAAUUAUGUGAAUACCUUGAAUUUUCUUGCAGUGAAAGAAGUACCACUCUUGAAAUGGUAGAGUUACAUUGCCUUUAAUUUUAUCUGUGCAAAUGAUUGCAUUGCAUAAAUGAUAUGUUAUGGCCUGUCAUUGAUCUCCGUGCCGUGCUGUUCUGUAGGCAUAACAAAAUUAUUUUAACACCAGGCACUACUUUGAUCCAACAUUUAACUAGUUAUUAAUUUUCAUGUUGCCGGAAAUUGUGUACGGUGUCAUAUUUUGUCAAAUCACAUUUUCAUAAUGAACUUGAAGUAAUUAUAUAAAACUGAAGAACUCAAAGUGGAAGUAAGUUGUUGCAUCUUAGCCUCCUUUAUGCCCAUGCUUUCUGGUUAUAUAAUUUGUGUUCAUGUUGUGCCCAGUCUCCGUUCAUAAUUACAAUAAAUAUGAACUCAAACUUUGAAAUGUACAAAUAAUGGCUCAAUUACUUUUAUAAAUAGGAAUUUUUAAAUAUACAGUGGUUGUAAAUAUAACAGUCUUAAUUAUUGUGUAUUUUUGUUUUGUUUUGAUUUAUAUACUAGUUACCUUCAGUUUUUGUAAUGAGUAAUAAAUGAUGUAUGAUUUUGUUAUAUUUCAAAUGUUUAUAAUGCAAACAAGUCUGCCAGUGCUGUGAUAUCAUGAAGUAGCGAUUAGAAUUUAUCAACAGCAAAAUUUGUUUGUUGUGUGGAUGGUUGCUGGUGCAGUGAAGUCAGGCAUGUAAUUGAUCUAUACAGUACUCAUUUAUUGCCAGCUUUAUUUACUCCAUAAUGAAAACUGAAAUUUAAAGCAUUAUCUCAAUAACUGUGACAUGCCUCUAUGCCAUUACUUGUAUCUUAAUGUAAUGACUAAAAAAUGUUAAUAUAGAAGUCAGCAAUUAUUAGACAGCCCAUUUUGUCACAAGAUUUGUAAUUCACUGUAACUCUUUAUUGUUUUUCAAGAUCAAAUCACAUUUUUUGAAAUUCCAUGUAGUACUCUCAACGCAUGACUGUCCUGACUCUCUCUCCCUCUCCCCCUCCCCCCCUCCCAUUUUCCAGUGCUGUUGCAAAUUGAUAUAAAAAUAGUCCUAUAAAACUGAGGAUAGCAAGAAUUCAGUUGUUCAUAUUUUUAACUAAGUUAAAAAGGUUGGAACACAUGUAGCUUCAGAGCUGAAGAGAUGUAUAUAUCAUACAUCAUAUUGAAGCAAGAGAAAUAAAAAAAUCAAGAUGCAUCACACUACAUAUUGUUACUGUAAAUUCAGUUUAAAAAGAAGGUUUUCUUAUUUCGUGUUCUGAGACCAUCUCCAGAUGAAUGAGCUUUGUUCUUUAAAUUUUCCAUAGUUCUUUGUGGCACCACUGUCCAUGGUUAACUGAUCACAGUGGUAAUUUAUCUCCAAAUGCACUUUUUAAACAAGAUUGAUACUAGGGACUUCAGAGCCAUAAACUGGCAUCAUUGUUUUAUAAGUUGAUAUUUAAAUACUUAAAUUCACAAUUGUGUCCUCUUUGUUGUAUUCCAAAAUGAUCGGAGUUUCAUUUUCAACAAAUUGACACUUUCAUAAACAAAUAUUUAGAACAAGCAUACUGGAAAAUUAAAAGCCGUACUUGUCAGCUGGUUUAUUAAUAGUGCUGUGUUCAUCUUGUUAGCUGUAGUGAACUAAACAGAUUCAAAAGAUUUAAGUUCUUUUUUUCCCAACAAUAUUCUAUAACAAGCUAUGGAGAUAAAAAUUAUUUGAACAUUUCCCCCUGUGAAAUGGCAGCAGACUAACAUACAUUAUAUUAUACCUUAUAUUAAACUGUUUUGCUUUCAUGACUCCACACAUGACAUAUGGAAGUAUGAAAGGCAUGACAACCAUAUUACCCUCCCAUAUUUUAUUUGUUUUUGUUGUUAACUCCACUGUAUUUCAAAGUCACUAACACUGCCUCCUCUGACAUUUUUCAAAAAUAAACAGACUGCAAAGCAAUUCACAAUGUCUGUAUCCUUGAUAGAUUGUGGUACGUUCCAAUUUUUAUUUUUUAACAUUUCACAAGUCAUUUUUUCUAUCAUUUUUCUGUCUAAGCAGACCUUCCCAUUUUUUCAAGAAUUAGCUUGUAGUUUUGAAAAUUAAACCUCCACUGCUAAAAGCAAAGACCUCAAAACAAAUGCACCUCGGUCUAGCUUUUUAAGCCCAGUUUUAUGCCUACUGAUAGUUAAAACAUUGAGUUUUUUCCAGGAAAGUGAAGUUAACAAUUGGUCCUGUUAAAAGAAACUUUAAAAGAAGAAUAAAGACUAUUUUGAAGGAUCA
Schistocerca nitens (vagrant locust) is the source of this 5448-nucleotide messenger RNA. RefSeq names its product MLX-interacting protein (gene Mondo). The record is from RefSeq and is a predicted model, not a curated record. Gene Ontology annotation, biological process: regulation of transcription by RNA polymerase II. Gene Ontology annotation, molecular function: DNA-binding transcription factor activity, RNA polymerase II-specific; RNA polymerase II cis-regulatory region sequence-specific DNA binding; protein dimerization activity. Bases 138 to 2606 code for a protein of 822 amino acids. The transcript has 17 exons. NCBI's taxonomy places the organism in Eukaryota, Metazoa, Arthropoda, Insecta, Orthoptera, Acrididae. Gene Ontology annotation, cellular component: nucleus.